Molecule: messenger RNA, 417 nt
Organism: Morus notabilis
Lineage: Eukaryota; Viridiplantae; Streptophyta; Magnoliopsida; Rosales; Moraceae
Exons: 1
Coding region: 1-417 (138 amino acids)
Source: RefSeq, a predicted model, not a curated record
AUGAACUGCCGGAUGAAAUCCGGCACUCCUGUUCGGGAUGAUAUGCUAUUGAUCAUAAGUCACCUGAAUGAGAUUGAGCUCAUGGGAGCUGAAAUUGAUGGGGAGACUCAGGUGGAUAUGAUCCUAGAGACUCUCCCGGAGAUGUUUGACAACUUCAAACUCAACUAUUCGAUGAACAAGUUGAACUAUUCACUCCCAGAACUCAUGAAGGAGCUUCAGACUGCGGAAACCCUACUGCUUAAAGGCAAAAAGAGGAAUGGAGAGGCAAACCUUGCUGAAGCAAAGCCUUCCACCUCUGGCGCCAAGAAACAGAAGAAAGUCCGCAACAAGAAGAAACCGGCUGGAAAGGGCAAGAACACUGCGAAGGUGAACAAGAGUAAUGACAAAUGUCACCAUUGCGGAGUAGCUGGCCAUUGA